CUAGUUUGGUGACCGCGGUCACACUGCAAGUGAGGAAUUGAAGUGAUUUUCGUCGUCGUCGCGAAUCGAAAAAAAUAUAUAUAUUUAAUCACGAAAAGCAUUAAAACCAUUCACCCAUCCUUGGGGACACAAGAAACAGUGCUGUUGUAGUUGUAGUAGUUUAGGGAGCAAACAGUUGGGUUGUAGCAAAACAAAAAAGGAAGCCAAUUGAAAACGGUAACUGCGCGUCCUUAAAAGCAAUAUGAGAAAAGAACAACAAAGCAAAUACAUUUUGUGAAGAAACGUUCCGAAUUACAAAUAUUUAUGUAAUGCAAUAAGAGCUUUAGUGCCACAUUGAAGCCACAGCAACUUGGACAGUAUUUCAACAACUUUUCUAUUUCCGCAAAAAGUAUAUGCUUACGCUUAGCACAACUUAGUGGGUCAGAGUUUGCACUCAUAUUCGGUCCCUCAAUAGGCUUCCAAUAAUCGUAGCCCCCCAAUGGAUUCUUUCUGAUUUAAUAUAGGAUGCUGCCCAGCCUGGAUACCUUAAUGCGUUGCUCGAAGCGAGUUCUGCAAUCGCCCAUGGAGGCGGCGGCCAGCCAGAUGCGGAAUGGCCACAGCAAGUCGGCGGCCGGCGGGAUCUACGGUCCCUUCACGCCGGACUCCGAUGUCAGCUGCUCCGGACGCGGCGAUUGCGUCAACAACACCUGCGUCUGCGAUAUUCGGUACGCGGGCAACGAGUGCGACAUCUUCAAUCUGUCCUACUACGCCGGCAUCUCCACCGUCUUCUACGUGGUGGCGCUCGUCUCGGUGAUCCAGCUGCUUAUCUGCAUCGUGGCCGAGUACCAGAGGCUCAAGCAGCCCUCCAUCCUGCGCGCCUGUCGCAUCACCACCCAGAAACUGCUCUACUUCAUGGUCUUUGUGGCGGCCUCCUUGCGCGGCGCCUACUUCACCACUCCUUUGGAUCUGCAGCCCCAGUGGGCCGUCACCCUGAUGUCCGCCUACUAUCCUUUGCUCAUGACCUGCGCCUCGCUGAUCGUCUGCAUGUGGGCCGAGAUCUUUCACCUGCGCGACAUCCGCUGGGAGAAGUCGCAGUUCCUGUCGAAGAGCUUCCUCGGCUUCGUGGCCUUCAACUUCUUCCUGUACAGCCUGUUCGGCAUCGAAGUGUUCAACUCGCUGAUCAACACGGACCGCCGCGACUACGCCCACAUCUUCAACGGAUGCUAUGCAGUAUUACUCCUGAUCGUGGUCGUCUUCUUUCUCAUCUACGGCGUGGAGGUGUUCUUCAAGCUGCGCGGCGGCUUCGUCUACGAUCAGACGGGCAAGAUCCUGGGUCCCAGCGAGGCGAUCGUGAAUGCCUCCCAGCUCCACCAGUCGCGAUUCGGACUGCUCAGCCAGGCCGUAAUGCUCAUCGUGAUUGUGGGCUUUCUCACCUCCGAAACAUUGGGCGACUUCUGGAAGGCCAAGGUUCCUGUCAACUCGCGCAACUGGCAUGACAUCAUUUUCCGCAUUGCCGAGAUUGGAGUGGCCCUGUGGUUUCCCUGCUGCCUGUGGAACUCGAUGGCUCCCGAACAGCUCUGGAUCCUUAAUCCCCGCAAAUUACUCUCCCGCCAAAUCGAUCCGUCGAUACCCACCCUAAAUGCCGAGACCAACAAGUUGUCGCCCGAGGAGGGCCAGUCGUUCUUGAACAAGAAGGACUGCUGGAUUUGCUACGAUUCCGACAAGCCGGAGCCCUUGAUCCAGCCCUGCCGCUGCACUGGGGACGUGAGCUCCGUCCACCACGAGUGCCUCAAGCGCUGGCUGGUGGAGAGCUGCAGCAACUCGGAGGCCCAGCUGUCCUGCAAGGUGUGCGGACAUCCCUACGAGAUCGAGAAGUCCAAAAAGCUUGAGUGGGACAAGGGAUUCACCAUCCAGCACUGGUCCAAGACGGUCAUUCUGAUCACCCUGAUGUGCGUGACCGGAGCCACUGCCUGGGUGGUUAUCCAGAUGUACGUCGAUCCGCUGGUGCGCGUUCUGACCGUCGGCAUUGCCGUGCUCAUUGGCUACGUGUGCGUCAAGUGUCUGGGCGAGAACACCGUGGUGGCCUACCAGCGGGCCAAAGUCAGCUCGAUCAACAUUGUGACCAGCUCGGAGAUGGAGAAGCUGCACACCAUUUGCGAGGAGGUCAGCGCCAGCACCUCGGCAGCAGCGGCUCGAACGGGAGCGGCCUCCUAAGGUGCAAGAGGAGGAGGAGCUUCGCUCAAGGAAACACACAUCACCCACACACAUCAGCUGAACUUACAGACAUUACAACUUACUUACCUAGUUUAGGAUGCGUUCUGCACAGAUUUUGCUCAAUGCUCAAUUAUUAGUUUACACAUCACACGCGGGGGUGGAUUGGAUUGUCCCAAAACACCUGCCCCCUUCCCUCAACUUUGUACAUAGGCUUACACGUUAGUGAGUAGCAGGAACAGUAGCGAGGAGCGUUUCGAUUAGCGAGUCAAUUCUGUCUCUCAAAUUAUCAUGCAGAUUUCCAAAAGCGAAUUGUAUUAAAAGAAGCCAAAUAUUAUGUAGUCUAAGCGUAGGUCAGUGUAUCGAUUGCGAAAACCGAAACCGAAACAGAUAGAAACAAGAACAUCUUGAGAUUAUGAUUAUCAACGCGUUGCCAAGUAGCCUGAAGAACGAUGAAGCAGAAAAGAUAGAUCUUCGAUGCGCCAGUGAGUCGGCGAGUGCCGACAUGUAGUUUAUAGUUUUCUUUUAUUACCAACUAAUUUAUGAAAGCAUUUUGGUUUCCCCAUUUCAUUUUUGUUUCAUCCUCGGAUGGAUGCAAGCGAAACAAGCAAACACAAGUACUUGGCGAAUAUUAAAAUAAGCAAAUAAGUUUUUAAUUUGUAUUCGAUUGGAAUAAGUUCUCCCGUUAAGAAGCUAAUUUAUAUAAUAUGUUACGCCCACAUAUACAUACACAAGUACAUAUAUAAUAUAUAUAUAUAUAUUUACAUUUUAUGUAGUUGCUACACAAAAUUUGUCAAAGCAAAGAAAAACAUACAAGAACCACAAAAGAAGGAAAAAUCCAACGUAUAAUUUAAGUUACCAUACAAUUUUUGUGAUAAAACAAACAAAUAAAAUACAAUUUAUAAAACUCAA
Messenger RNA from Drosophila ficusphila, 3102 nucleotides. RefSeq lists its product as uncharacterized. Gene Ontology annotation, molecular function: zinc ion binding. The transcript is spliced from 7 exons. Bases 505 to 2193 code for a protein of 562 amino acids. Lineage: Eukaryota; Metazoa; Arthropoda; Insecta; Diptera; Drosophilidae. The record is from RefSeq and is a predicted model, not a curated record.